AUGGCUGACUCCAGGACGAGCGCUACUGAAGUCGUCGACGACAAGAAAAUCCAUCAUCGGUCAUCCUUUACACCUCCCCAAGAGCAAGCAACCCCCCUUGACUUAACCACUAGCGCUGAGGAUGAGGACAUUAAGAAGCCGUGGUAUAAGAGAUGGAUGGAACCUGGUCACGUGUCGCAAAUAAUUCUCGCUGCUGUGAUUGCUCUCGCCAUCGGCCUGGGUGUUUCAGCUGGUGUUGGCUCAGACAAUAUACCCGAAGCUGCUAUCGUGAUCCUUGAGAUCCCUGGACGUCUCUGGCUGCGUGCCCUGCAAGCCGCUGUGAUUCCAAUGAUCGUGUGCGCCAUGAUUCUUGCCAUACAAUCUCUACGCGAGAUAACCAGUGGCGGCAAGGUACUUGGUCGGUGGACUGUCGGCUACUAUGUACUCACAACCGUCUUCGCAAUCGCCUUCUCCAUUGUUAUGACCAGUCAAGUGUGGGCUCCCUUGAUGCAGGUAUCAGAUAUGGAAGACCCCGACAAACCUAACAAGGCGUGGACAGACGGCUCGGAUCGUAAGCCCCAUGAUAUCGUUCAAACGCUCUUCGACACGCUUGUCCCCUCCAACGUGUUCGGCGCAUUCGCCAACAACGAGCUUCUGUCCGUGUUAGUGAUAGCAAUCGUGGUCGGAUACCUCAUCAAGCCGGGGAAUUCGUCUAUCUUACAUGCUGUCAACGAGGUCAAUGACAUGAUUGCUAGAGUCAUCGCAUUCCUCAUCAAGAUAGCCCCCCUUGGUGUGUUUCAUCUGAUUUUGCCCAACAUGUUCAAAUUGGAUAUUGAAGAAGUUGGCACCAACCUGGGCAUCCUUAUUGGCGGAUCUAUCAGCUCGAUGUUGAUCCACCUCUGGAUUCUCCUUCCUAUCAUUUAUUUCGCCUUCGUUCGGAAGAACCCGUACCCUGUUUGGUUGAAGUCAUCCAAAGCCUGGAUUACCGCUUGGGGCACGGCCUCAUCCGCAGGUACGAUGCCACUUACUCUUCGCGUUUGUCGCGAGCGAGGCAACCCUGACGUUGUCGUCGACUUUGCUGUACCAUUGGGCACCCUAAUCAACAUGGAUGGAACAUCCAUUUAUUUUCCCAUGGUAGUCGUUUUCCUCGCUGAAACCUCAGGAAAGUCGCUAAAUCCUGGCGAGUACAUCCUCUUGGUGCUUCUGUCAACUCUUUGCGCUAUCGGUACUACGCCUAUCCCAUCCUCUUCCCUCGUCCUGACAGUUAUGAUUGCUACUUCCCUUGGUAUUGAUAACCAGGGAAUGUUUGGAGUUGUCGUGGCCAUCGAUUGGUUCAUCGACCGUUUCCGCACUAUGGUCAAUGUCUCAGGCGAUAUCUUCGCUUGCGGAAUCCUCACAAAGGUUACUGGCCUUCGGGAUCCUGAGCCCGUCGUCCACGACGAAAUUGUUCAGGUACAGAGCAACACUAUUCGAAGCAAUGAUGAUCGUGUCUGA
Clonostachys rhizophaga is the source of this 1473-nucleotide messenger RNA. The record is from the annotation of a GenBank genome assembly. NCBI's taxonomy places the organism in Eukaryota, Fungi, Ascomycota, Sordariomycetes, Hypocreales, Bionectriaceae.